AUGAGCGGAGCUGCUGGCACCGGCAGCAGCGCCGCGGCCCCCCGACAGGCCCUGGAAGAUGCCGAGGAUGGAAGCUCCUACGAGACGACCUCUGAGGAGGGAGAGCCGCCUCUGCCCGCACCGGCAUCGGGCGCUGGCACCGAACCGCGCUACCGCGAUGCGAAGGUUGGCUCAGACGAGCCCUUCCGGGAACCGAGGGGACAUCCGCCGGCCAUGCUUGACGUGGCCUGCCAGACGGUGAUGUCUUUCUUCGAGACCCGUGCCCUGAAGAGCAUCUGGGGGCUCCGGGGCUUAGCAGUGGGCUGUUGGGCAGACGUGCGGCUUGAACAGGCCACUUCGAGUCCAUCAUGUCUUGAGCUGAUGUGGGAUCCAGUCCUCGUACCCAACCGUCUCGGCACCGAGGCACGGCUGCUGUCGGAGACGACGUGCCUCUACCUCCGGAGGUUCUAG
Molecule: messenger RNA, 450 nt
Organism: Symbiodinium natans
Lineage: Eukaryota; Dinophyceae; Suessiales; Symbiodiniaceae
Source: the annotation of a GenBank genome assembly